Molecule: messenger RNA, 745 nt
Organism: Dermochelys coriacea (leatherback sea turtle)
Lineage: Eukaryota; Metazoa; Chordata; Testudines; Dermochelyidae
Product: HHIP-like protein 1
Exons: 1
Coding region: 317-745 (142 amino acids)
Source: RefSeq, a predicted model, not a curated record
AGUCCUGGCUCCCAGACCCCCCACCCAAUUAAGCCCUGCACCCCACUUCCUCCAAGCAGGGAUUGCUCUUGACUCUCCAUGGAGCCCCCACCGCCCCCUCCCUGGGCCCAGCCAGCCCCAGUGUGCAUCAGGCUGGGGUGCGCGGGGUUAAUGCUCCCUGCUCCAGCACCUUCCGCCAGGCUCACCCUGCUAUUACAGCUGCCCCGUCAUCGGUGCGGGGGGGAGACGUGGCCCAGGCCUGGCCCCGGCUCCCCUGCACACGUGUUCCCAGCCGGUGCGGGCAGAGCCGCCCUGAGCCCCCACGUAGGGCACUGCCAUGGGGCCCGGGGCCACAGCACUGGGGGCCCUGCUGCUGCUGCUGGGCCAGGACCCCUGGGUCCUCCCCCACCCCCAGUGCCUGGACUACAAGCCGCCCUUCCAGCCCCCCCAGCCCCUGGCCUUCUGCCCCGAGUAUUCGGCCUUCGGCUGCUGCAACGGCCGGCGGGACGCCCAGCUGAGUGCCAGGUUCCAGGUGCUGGGCACCUUCCUGGACCCUGCCGGCCUGCAGAGCUGCGGGCACUUCCUGCGUGACUUGCUGUGCCAGGUGAGUGGGGGGGCCACAGGCCAGGCAGCCCGGCUGGGUGCUGGCGUGGGGGGGCAUAGGCAGUUGCAGGAAGGCUGUAGGGCUGGUGGCAUAGCAGGACAGUGGGAUGGGGGGGUCAAGGGAACUCAGCCCCUCUCCCGUUUCACCCCCAUGUACAGGUGA